AGCUUUCAGGAAAGACAAGUUCAGGUUUGAAAUCUUCCAAGAAUGACCUCCAGGUUGUGCAGAGUGAGCACCUGGGUGAACUUUUAGGAAAGACAAGUGCAAGUUCAAAAUCUUCUUUUAAAAAUGAUCUUAAGAGUGUGCAGAGUGAACAGAUUGAGCUUUUGGGAAAGGCAAGUUCAAGUUUGAAAUCUUCCCAAAAUGACCUCAAGAGUGUGCAGAGUGAACAGUUGGAUGAGCUUUCAGAAAAGACAGGUUCAAGUUCAGAAUCUUUAAAAAAUGACAUCAAUAUUGUGCAGAGUGAGCAGCUGAAUGAGCUUGGAAAGAUGAGUUCAGGUUCAAAAUCUUCAAAAAAUGACCUCAAUAUUGUGCAAAGUAAACAGCUGGGUGAGCUUUCGGGAAAGACAAGUUCAGAUUCAAAAUCUUCAGGAAAUGACCUCAAGGUUGUGCAGAAUGAACAGAUUGAGCUUUCAGAAAACCCAAAUGCAAGUUCAAAAUCUUCUUCAGAAAAUGUCCUCAAGAUUGUGCAGAGUGAUCAGAGCGAGCUUUCUAGAAAGAAAAGUUUAAGUUCAAAAUCAUUUUCAAAAGAAGUACUAAAGGAUAGUCCAACAGAAAGCCAAAUAGAAUUAACAGAGGAAGUGGAAGUGGAAGUGGAAGAAUGCCGUAUUUCUCAGACAUUUGAUGAAUCUGAGGAACAGUUAAGUAUAGCAGAGGGAGAUUUGUCAAGUGGAAAGAAACAUAGCUUCAAAAAGAAGCAUCCAGAAGAAUACUGUCAGAGUUCAGAAGAGGUAAUACACAGUAGUUCCGUUUUAAGUGUAGCAGAAAGUUUUGAAAGCCCAGAGGAUGUGUCAUUCAUAGAACAAAUUUCCUCUGAGGCACAAAUCACAGAACUGGGCUUGGAGAGCAGCGUAUCAAUGCUGGACUUUCCGCAAAGUUCACUCACAGUUUGGGAUAGUGGUUUAGCUUCAACAAGUCACAUAGCAUAUGAAAAACAUUCAGGAGUAGAUCAAUCAAAAUCUAAAUCUUUGGUGAGGCACAUAUAUUUACAGACAUUUCCUUCUUUAGAGUCUGGCAUAGUCAGUGUGAUAGAAUUAGAUAAAGACUAUCAGAAUCCAUGGUUAGAUGAUGAGACCAGUUCGCCUGAAGAAGGACCCACAAUGAUGGAAGAAGGCUGGAAAUUAUCACUGGAGAGUUCAAAAACCCAGUUCCCACAGGAUAAGGAAGAAGAUUUACCUCAGACAGAUCAAUUAUAUACAGAAAAGAAUUUUGAAGAAAAAGAACUCGAUUCCGGUUUGGAAAAUGCAAGUACUUCCGUCGUGCAUAAACUUAGUGACUCAGAUAGAACAUGUCUCAAAUCUUUUGUAAGCGAUGUCUCUAAUGAUAUUUCCACAGAGAACGUUACUGAAUUAGGCUUAACAUCAGGGGCAGAGGUAGAAAAAGAAACCCAAACCUUUUUUGUUCCAGAUAGUGAAAAUGAAUUUGAGGAAUUAUACGCUAAUUCAACAAUUAGCAUGGAUAAAUCAGAUGAUUUCAAUGCAAAAUCUGUUUCAAGACCCAACUAUUGCAGUUUUGAAGAGUAUCUAUCAGGAUCAGAAGCAGAACAUCUAAAAGCUAAUUUUAGCAAAUACAUCCAGAAUUUUGUUGUAGAAAGACUUUCAGAAUCAGUACCAUCCCCCAAGGAAGAUUUACCAAAAAUCUUAGAGUACCUUUAUCUCAUAAAUGAUAAAAAAGAAUCACACACUUCUGUCAAGACUGAAAUACCUCCAAAAGAACAAAAUAAUUUCAAGGAUUUUCCAGAAACUUCCCAAAAAAGCAUGCCUUCUGUAAAUAAUUCAAAUUGCUCUUCAUUUGAUGAUAAACAUUUAGAAAUAAGAUUAAGAGCUCUUUUAAGUGAAAUCCUCCACCAGUAUAUACUAAAUAACCAUACAGAAACCAAAUUAAUCAGGGAAAGACAGUCUGAGAAUAGAUACCAUAAUUUACCUCCUUAUAGAACUAAAACUGUCCCACCAUUUUCACAUGAAGUAAGACAUGAUUAUCCAGAGAGGAGUUUUUCUGGAGAGAGUGAACUAAACAAGAGAAGUCCUUUAAGUCAAUCCAUACAAGACCUUCUAUCAGUUAUCUCAGAAAAUGAACUAUUAAAUCUAAAAUCUGAUUUAAGCAAAAGUCUUCAAAGCCUUUUCAUAGAAAGACUUUCAAAUAUGGGACUAAUCACAGAAAAGGAGUUCCAUAAUAUUAAUGAGAACAUGUCUUCAAUUAAUUCUAGUGAUAGACCAUUAAAGUUUUUAAGCUCAGAUCCGAGAGGACUAUACCACUUUCAGGAAAGGCCUUCCGAAAAGCAAAGUUACAAAACUUUUCCAAGAAAUAAGUCACAAGAGGUUACUGAUGAAAGGCUUUCAAAUAUAGAACUAGCCAGAAAGUUGGAAAGGGAAUAUUUUACUUUGCAUAAUAUUAAAAGGUCAUCAUUGGUGAGAGAAGAUGAAGGGCAAUAUGCCAGAGAAAGAGUUGGAAAACAUGGUCUAACAGGAGUAAAAGCUUCAAGAAAAAGCAGCCAAGAGUUCCUAUUUAACAAUUCAUCAGAAAGAACAACAAAACUAGUGUUAAGGGAACAAAAAGACCACAGUUUAAUGCAAUUGCCACAAGUAGAAAAAACUGGUUUUGAAGAGGAGAUCCAAGACCUAUAUGGCUGGUAUAAUAGACCAAAAACAAGCCAUUCAAAAGCUACUUUGAAAAUCAAGCCUCUGGGAAAAAAAGAACAUAUUAAGACACAUAAAGUGACUGUCAAGGAAAAACCUGAGUCAGUAUUCAUACCAUGUGUCCAGAAUUCUGAAGUCCAACCAGAAACUAAAGAAUAUUUAUACAAAUCCAAGUUAUCCUCAUCGAGUAAUACUUAUGCUUAUUUAAAUUCCGACGAUGAGGGAGAAUCCAAUUUGAAAGACCAGUGUUAUGGGGAGAACAACAAAAAGAAGCCCCUAUUAACAGUGACCUGGUAUCACAAAAAGUUACAAGCUGUUCACGUUAAGGCCAAAGAAACUCCUACUGAAAAAUGUGCAACAACCCCACAAUCCUUUGACCAUAGUAGAAAGGUAGACAUUAACAAUUCAAAACCAUCCAUAUUCCCAGAAGUCUUAAAAACAGAAAGUUUAAAGCCUAAACUUCGACGAGAAAGAGAAUAUGUUGAGAAACAAAAACGGCCCCUUUACAGGACAGCUAAGAUCUUAGCAGCCUCCCAGCCAGCCACAAGACUGCUUCUAAGGACGUCUCCACAAAGGACACUGCUAUUUCCUUGGGUGGGAAAAAGAAAUAUACAUGACUCUUCAGAAAAUAAAAAGGAAGAUUUACAUUUGACCUCAUUUAAGCAUCUCGAAAAAGCAAAAGCAAGAGCAAGGUUUGAUUUGGGAAGAAGCCCAGAUGAUAACCAAUACACAUUUAAAAACUUUGCAAGACCAAAUACUGCUCCAGAGUUUAACAAACGAUCGAAAGAAAACUUGGGGAAAUUUACGUCCCCACGGGUGGUGUCAGCAGGGUUAUUUCAUGUAAAUGCUACAAACCCAGGUCUAGAGGAAUAUAAUCAGCAAAAAGACCUAAAAGAUCUUGAAAAAUGUUCAGUCAUUUGUGAUAUUCUACAGUUGUUAAACAGUUCAUAUGUGAAACGCAAGUAUGAGGAUGAUUAUUAAGUACAUCACGAAUCCCCCCUACUAAUGAAAUGAGUAUAGGUCAGUCCUCUUAUUUAGCAGCUCACUAUAAAAUUUCAUCGUUAGAGUCAUUGUUUUCACUGAAAUACAAAUAAAC
Molecule: messenger RNA, 3786 nt
Organism: Vombatus ursinus (common wombat)
Lineage: Eukaryota; Metazoa; Chordata; Mammalia; Diprotodontia; Vombatidae
Exons: 2
Coding region: 324-3671 (1115 amino acids)
Source: RefSeq, a predicted model, not a curated record